Paramecium octaurelia is the source of this 1260-nucleotide messenger RNA. The record is from the annotation of a GenBank genome assembly. Lineage: Eukaryota; Ciliophora; Oligohymenophorea; Peniculida; Parameciidae.
AUGAAAGACUUUAAAUAUAAUAGUUAUUUAACAUACACUUUUAAUCUAUCAAUAAAGGAAAUGAAGAGAAUUUUAGAAUUAGAACGCUUCCAAGCAUGGGAGAUUAAUCAAAAAUAGAAAAUAGUUAAAUAUACUAUCAAUAACUCUGUUUCCAUAAAAUUAAGUUAUUUGCUUCUAUUCAUUGUAAUAUUUAAUAUAUUUUAGGAAGCCGAUUUCUUGAGAUUUUCUCUUGCAUAAAUGAUUCAAUUAGGGAUCGAUAUUUAUAAUAAGUAUAAAUAACUUGAAAAUAAUAAAAUUUAACAUAAAUAUUUAAGUUCAGAUCGAAUAUACUUACAAUUUGAAAAUGAAUCGUAAGCUUUGAGUAUAUUGCCAAAAGAAUUAAGGUAUUCAAUACAUUUUACUGGUUAUGACUGUCCUUUUUACGAAUUGGAAAAUUAUGAUUCUGUUUAAAAAAGCGAUGAAUAAUCAGUUAAAGAAAUAAUUACACAUAUCAUAUAAAUUGCCAAAAAUAAGUUUAAAGAAAAAUAAAAAAAAAUACUUUAAUAGUAAAAUGGUACUGAGAAGCUUUAAUAAAGAUUAUAAACCCUUUAAGCUGAAGAAGAAAUUUAUUAGAAGAUAUAUAAUGAGGGAAUAUGCAUAUCGCUUGAGCAGUUUAUUUUAAAAUCUGAUGAUAUAUUUACGUAAUUUGGUAAUUCAAACAAUUAACGAUAACUAUUAGUAGAUGUCGAUUUAAGAUUUGAUGAUAAAAUAUUUUGGAGAAAAUUUAGAUCAAAAAAAGUAAGUUAGAAUUUUGUAAAUAUUAUAUAAUCUACUUAAUCAAGCUUAAAAUGGAUCAGAGUUGAAUAGCUUUUAAUCGAAACCAUUCCAUUAAUAAUGAAAGAAGUGAAAAAAUCUUAUUUUUACUCUGAUUAAAAUCAAGUGCAAAAUAGAUAAUUUAUUAAUAUAUAACUUAUAAUUGGAUGCAUGAAUAUGGAAGAUAUUAAUAAUUCAAUAGAUCUAUUAUUAAAAAAAGCUUAAGAAAAAUAUAAAUUUGAUUUAGAUAAAUAGUUUAUUUUUAAAAAAACCAUCACAUCACUACCUGAUAGAUUAAGUAUGUUGAAUUACUUUUAUAAUAAUGUUAACUUUUAAAUAGAAAUUAACGAAAAGCUAAUUAAAUUAAUUAACAAUUUAAAAUAAAAACUAUUAAAUAAAAUAGUAGAAGAAAAUGUCAAAGAAUAAAUAGAAUUACACAUCAUUUAGAUGUUAGAAGAAAUAUUUUGA